This is a messenger RNA of Monascus purpureus, 423 nucleotides long. Lineage: Eukaryota; Fungi; Ascomycota; Eurotiomycetes; Eurotiales; Aspergillaceae. The record is from the annotation of a GenBank genome assembly.
AUGGUUUUCUGGGCGACGCGAGUUUUACGUCCUCAGAUAUCCGUCUGCAUUAGCCAGAUCCAAUAUUCGCUGAAGAAUCCAGUUCCUCAGAUGCCAGUCGAAAGUUUGGAACAAUGGCAAGACAAGGAUAUUAUUCGGCGUCGAAGACCUAAUUUACACAUUGUCUUAGUAUAUAUCGAUCAAGCUUUGGAAUUGGACAGCCCCGAUUCAAUUACAGUGAAGGAUAUGAAGGACGGGUUACGGUGGGAUGAAAUCGACAAGGCGCUACGAAUCCUGCGGAAGUCCAACGAGGAAAACCUCAGGCAUAUUUUAACAGAUGCCAUGAAAUGUUUAGAUGCUGAUGCCUGUCUGGAGGUUCUUGAACCGGAAACUUCUGCUUUAUCAAAGGAGAAGAUGCUGGAAAUGGGAAGACGGGCAUUAUAA